AUGGAACCAGACCUAGAGUUCAACACUUCUGCUUGGCCCCACCCCACCGUCAAUGCCUCUUGUGAGCCAGCCCAGGUUGGGGCGUGGCAGCACCGCCUCCUUCACCUGGUUCUGGUCAUCAUGAUAACCACCUCGCUGAGCAUCGUCACCUUGCUGGGGAACUCGCUGGUGCUCUUGUCCGUCAAAGUCAACCACCGCCUGCGGACCGUCAACAAUUACUUCCUGCUGAGCCUGGCGGUGGCUGACCUACUGGUGGGCGUGGUCUCCAUGAACGUGUAUGUGCUGUACGCAGCAUGCGGCUACUGGCCCCUUGGGGUCACACUCUGCGACCUGUGGCUGGUGGUCGACCACGGCGUGAGUGCAGCAGCUGUCUUGAACCUGCUCAUCAUCAGUUUGGACCGCUUUUUAUGUCUGACCCAUCCGCUCAGCUACCCAGCUCGGCGGACAGGUAAGAUGGCUGUCCUGAUGAUUGCAGCCGCUUGGCUGCUGUCCUUUGCCCUGUGGACGCCCGCCAUCUUGUGCUGGCAGACGUCCGGAGGCGAACGCCUUGUCCCUGAAGAUGAAUGUUACCCUCGUCUGCUUGCCAGCCCAGUCAUCACCCUUGGCACCACCCUACCUGCCUUCUUUCUGCCCGCCCUCGCCAUGGUGGGCCUCUAUGGGCACCUGUCUGCCGCCAGCUGUCGUCGCCUCAGUGCACUCCGCCGCCCACAAGAGGGUGAUGUCAGUAUGUCCACCACGUCCCCGCAGCACUUUCUCUCAAAAUGUCGAGGCAAGCCCACCGGUGACCUCUUGUCAGAAUCUCAGCACCAGUGGUGGUCCAACGAUUUCAAACUCAGGACACACAAAGCGGCGUCCACAGGAAGUGACAUGUCAGAGAGGACCGGCGUCUCUCCGCGACCAUCCAGCAAAGACGGCGACUCCACUUGUUCCCAACAGCGCAGGGCAAUCUCCUCCUCGACGCGUCGCAGGAUCGUGGUCCGGGAGAGAAGAGUCACGUGGACCAUCCUGACCAUCCUGCUGACCUUCAUCAUCACCCGAGCGCCGCAUAACGCCAUGGCGUUAGUGGCCGCCUUCUGCCAUGUGCGCAUCCCACACUUCCUGUGGCAGGCAGGACGCUGGAUGGCCUACCUCAACAGUGCCCUUGACCCAGCCUGCUAUGCCCUCUGCAGCGCCACCUUUAGGACCACUUUCGGUAACCUGCUGCGGUGCCGCCGCCACCGAGCACCGUGA
This is a messenger RNA of Doryrhamphus excisus (bluestripe pipefish), 1230 nucleotides long. Its product is annotated as muscarinic acetylcholine receptor M4-like. The record is from RefSeq and is a predicted model, not a curated record. NCBI's taxonomy places the organism in Eukaryota, Metazoa, Chordata, Actinopteri, Syngnathiformes, Syngnathidae. Gene Ontology annotation, biological process: G protein-coupled receptor signaling pathway, coupled to cyclic nucleotide second messenger; chemical synaptic transmission; adenylate cyclase-inhibiting G protein-coupled acetylcholine receptor signaling pathway. Gene Ontology annotation, cellular component: synapse; plasma membrane; dendrite. Gene Ontology annotation, molecular function: G protein-coupled serotonin receptor activity; G protein-coupled acetylcholine receptor activity.